Bipolaris maydis ATCC 48331 is the source of this 915-nucleotide messenger RNA. RefSeq lists its product as uncharacterized. Gene Ontology annotation, cellular component: nucleus. Gene Ontology annotation, molecular function: acyltransferase activity, transferring groups other than amino-acyl groups. The record is from RefSeq and is a predicted model, not a curated record. NCBI's taxonomy places the organism in Eukaryota, Fungi, Ascomycota, Dothideomycetes, Pleosporales, Pleosporaceae.
AUGCCCGCAAUGCUCGACGACCCCACAUCCCCUCCAAUCAAGCGGACAACCCCAAUCUCCUCCUUCACCCCCACCCCCGUCACCCUCCGCGACGGCACCACACGUGCCACCAUCCUCCCCUUCACCUCACCCUCGCAGGUUCCUCCCUCCCUCACCUCCUUCCUCUGCACGCAACUCGCCCUCGAAAUCGCCGCUGGGGACACCUACCCGAUGCUCGACCCCUUGCCUCUUGAAACCUUCGGACCCUACUGGUUUAGUACCUUUGCCGCCGUCAUGGUGCUCGGAGAGGGGUUGAGUGUGGAGAGUUUGGGGGAGAUGGGGGAGAUGGGGGAGGUGGAGUGGGAGGACAGGUGUCUGGGGAGUUUUUAUGUGAAGCCGAAUUAUCCGGGAAGGAGUAGUCAUGUUUGUAAUGGAGGGUUUCUGGUGAAUGCGAAAAAGAGGAAUUUGGGGAUCGGGAAGGCGCUGGGGAGGGCGUAUUUGGAGUGGGCGCCUAGACUGGGAUUCACGUAUUCGGUGUUUAAUUUGGUGUACGAGACGAAUGUUGCGUCGUGUAAGAUUUGGGAUUCUUUGGGGUUUGAGAGGAUUGGGCGGGUGAAGAAGUGUGCGGUUUUGAAGAGUUUUCCAGGAAGGAAGGUGGAUGCGAUUGUUUAUGGGUAUGAUUUUGAAGGUGAAGAAGACAAGGCUUCGGUGUGAAAUUGUGGAAUAUGUUGGAUUUGGUAUCUAAAACAGAAAAGAAAAAAAUGAACUAUUUACGACUUAAGAAGACCAUUUCAACUCCUCCAGCUUCUCCACACCGUACGGCACACUAGGUGUACUCCAAGCCGCACCUUCCGCACCCUUGAUUUGAGGUACCGGCUUCAAAAUGCUCAACCUCUUGCUGUCAAACGCGCUGUCCUCGAAACUCUGAUACCACCC